This is a messenger RNA of Centropristis striata (black sea bass), 2193 nucleotides long. It is a transcript of the gene hyal4, whose product is annotated as hyaluronidase 4. NCBI's taxonomy places the organism in Eukaryota, Metazoa, Chordata, Actinopteri, Perciformes, Serranidae. Gene Ontology annotation, molecular function: hyalurononglucosaminidase activity. The coding region runs from base 85 to 1635 and encodes 516 amino acids. Gene Ontology annotation, biological process: hyaluronan catabolic process; carbohydrate metabolic process. The record is from RefSeq and is a predicted model, not a curated record. The transcript has 4 exons.
UUUACAGCUCUCAGGGUGCUUAAAGCGUUCAUGCAGCCAGAAUCUGACUGGGAUGAUUGACAGCUGCUCCUCCUGAACCCCAGGAUGCCUGUGGUGCCAGUGGGCGGGACAUCCUCCUCCCAACAAGUCGUACCUGUCGCCCUCACCUGCUCCUGGCUGCUCCUUCUCCUCCACGCCGCCUUCGGUCAGAAACCCGCCAAGCUGCCUCUGAUUGGCCGGAAGCCGUUCAUAGCCGCCUGGAACGCCCCGCUGGACAUGUGCACCAUCAAGUACAACAUCACCACCAACGCUGACCGCCUCUUCCACAUCCACGGGAGCCCACGUGCCGACUGGACGGGCCAGAACGUCACCAUCUUCUACGCCAACCGGCUGGGCUACUACCCUUACUACACGCCGCAGGGCGUCGCCGUGCAUGGCGGCCUGCCACAGAACUGCAGCCUGGACCUGCACCUGUUCAAGGCCUAUCAGGACAUCAACCACUUCAUCCCCGCAGAGGACUUCCGCGGCCUGGCCGUCAUAGACUGGGAGUUCUGGCGUCCUCAGUGGAGUCGAAACUGGCACAAGAAAGACAUCUACCGGCGCAAGUCAAGGGAGCUGACCGCCAAGGCGUAUGUCAACGUGACGGCGGCGCAGGUGGAGGAGCUGGCACGGCGGCGCUUUGAGAAGAGCGCCAAGGCGUUCAUGCAGAGGACUAUCCAGCUGGGUACACGCCUUCGCCCCAACGGCCUCUGGGGUUUCUACCUCUACCCCGACUGCCACAACUACAACUUGCACGAGCAGAACUACACGGGCUUCUGCCCCCUGCUGGAGAGGCUGAGGAACGACGAGCUGCUGUGGCUGUGGAACAGCAGCACGGCACUCUUUCCCUCCGUGGCGAUCAGGAAAACUCACACCAACAGCAUCAGUAACCUGCACUUCUCCCAGCACAGGAUCCGAGAGUCCCUGCGUGUUGCCUCGCUGACCUCCAGGGAGUACGACCUCCCCACCUACGUGUACCUGAGGCUGGGCUACAGAGACGAGGCGCUGGCCUUCCUCACCACGAAAGACUUGAUCCACACCAUCGGGGAGAGUGCUGCUCUGGGAGCUGCAGGGUUCGUCAUCUGGGGGGACCUCAACCUGACCUCGUCCAGGCAUAACUGCAGCAAAGUGAAAGCCUUCCUGAGCCACCGCCUGGGCCAGUACAUCACCAAUGUGACACGAGCCGCCGAGGUCUGCAGCGACUUCCUGUGCCAGGGGAAUGGCCGCUGCGUCCGCAGAGAUCCCCUUGCCCGCCAUUACCUCCACCUGAGCGCUGGCAGCUACCACAUCCGGCCCUCCGGCGACGGGGACUUCAUGGUCACUGGGUGGCACUCGCAGCACGAGCUGCAGCUGCUGACUGAGAGGUUUCGCUGCCAUUGCUACGAAGGACACGAGGGCGAGCGCUGCGACAGCAUCAACGAAGUGAAGGAGGACGACGGGCCGUGGAGGGACGAGGACGAGGUGGAUGAGCAGGAGAGGAGGAGGACGGAGUGGGAGGACGAGCAGGGGGAUGGGUGGGAGGGGGCAGAGGGUGAGGCGUCGCUGAGCAGCUGCAGCCUUCACAUGAUGCUGUUGAUGCUCCUGUUGAACUUCUCCUUAGUGAAGACAGUCGUAUGACAAAAGCAGGAGUCAACUGCUACUUUUAAACACAGACAGAUCACUUUUGAAUUUUCAUGACAGCAACAAACCAGUGUUUGGCUGGAUAUCAACCCUGGAUGUUAGCAUUUUAGCCGAUCCAUCACAGAGACACAAGACGUACCAGAUGUCGAGUAUUAUCAGUGAAGCCAACAAAUAUCACUGCUCAGAUCGAAGUUUUUCUCAAUGAUACAAAUAUGUCUCAUGCAGUGCUCAUCAACAGUUUGUUGCUGUGCAGGUCCUCGUGAACACCUUCACAGAAAUAUGAAAUUAAAUUAACAUUUUAAUAGUGGUGUUCAUCUAAAAUGUGUGUCACAUAUUAAAGGCAAUUUGUUUUAAAGUUGUUGAGACAUUUCACACAAAACCAAAAAGGACCUCAUGGCCACACAGAUGAUCACCAAAUUCAGUGGGGUUCAUCCUCUGGGAACCUUGAAUGUCUGCACAAAAGAUCACCAAUAAAUGAGAUCCAACACGCUGAUCUAACAUCAUACGCCCUCAUGAACAGUUCAGUAUGAAUUCCUACGAAAAGUAUUGCACUGA